Hemiscyllium ocellatum (epaulette shark) is the source of this 606-nucleotide messenger RNA. Its product is annotated as tumor necrosis factor receptor superfamily member 17-like. Bases 1 to 573 code for a protein of 190 amino acids. Gene Ontology annotation, molecular function: signaling receptor activity. NCBI's taxonomy places the organism in Eukaryota, Metazoa, Chordata, Chondrichthyes, Orectolobiformes, Hemiscylliidae. The transcript is spliced from 3 exons. The record is from RefSeq and is a predicted model, not a curated record. Gene Ontology annotation, biological process: tumor necrosis factor-mediated signaling pathway.
AUGGCUCCAACCUGCUCCAAGUCAUUUUACUAUGAUGAGUUGAUGGGUGCAUGCGAACCCUGUCAGCUGCGGUGCAACAAUUUGCAAACACGACCCAGCGUGUGCCAGGAUGACAUCUGUCUCGAAAUUCCAGAAUCUUCCACGUCUACCUGGAGUAAUGAGACAGUUCGAAACUUCUGGGUUAUUAUUGGAUUGCUUCCACUUUUAAUUAUAGUGUUGUUUGUGUUCGCAUUUGUUCUUCGAAAAUUACACCAAAGGAAAUCAAGAACAUUGUUUAAAUCUACAGGUGAUGAGGUUACGUACGAUAGCAGUGCCACUGUUUCAGGUUCCAAGGAACACACUUUGGCUAAAGAUGAACAGAGAUUCUCUCCUGUGAGGAAUCAACAAUAUGAACUGUGUGUGGAAAGUGAAGUUACCAAUUGCACAUCUCGAGGAAAUGGAAUAAAAACGUUGGAAGCAGGUACUCAGGAAAACUGUGACUGUGAUGCUUCACUUCCUUUACCAGCUACUGAAGAAGGAGCAACAAUUCUUGUCACAACCAAAACUGUGGAAUGGUGUAGCAAAAAGGUCUGAUUUUCUAAACUGCAAAUAAACUGACAAGGUCCC